GCCGCACGGCGCGUGCGCGGACGUAGUAGCCGCGGUGGAUGAGCGGCGCGCGGCGCGCGGUCCCUGGAACUAGCAAGGCGGCGAAGGCGUCGUGCACGUACCCGCGCGCAGCCAGGGAGGUCUUGCUGACGGCGCUGCUGUCGUUGGUGCUCUGCACUGCCCCGGCCCGACGCUCGCGGCUCCGCGGGCCCAUGGUUAGGGAACUCAGGAGCAACGGUCCGUCCCGGUGGUGAGCUGCCUUUUCGUUUCCCAGUAGCCACCUCGCGGACUCUGUACGGAAAAAUCACACCCCCCGCCCCGCACCCCGCUCCGUGACGCCUCUUCCUUGGACAGGUGUGCGUCACUUCCGGGAAGAGCGCACCUCGCCAAUCAGUAUUGAGGAGGGUGCAGCUGGUGCUGACAUUCGGCUGUGAUUGACAUUUCUUUGAUUCUCUGGGACUGCAGUUUCGCGGCAAGACGAACGGCUGCGGCUUAUUGUGGACACGUGGACUGUGUCAGGGAAGCGCGGGUUAUCACUCUUCUACAAGCCUUCCUGUCUGAAGUGAAAAUUUAAGCUGUCAUAAGUUGACUCAACUGUUGACAAAAAUCUUUAAGAGGCUGUGCCUGCACGGCGUGUGGGAUCUUAAUUCCCCCACCAGGGAUCAAACCUGAGCCCCGUGCAGUGGAAGCGCCAACUCCUAACCACUGGACUGCCAGGGAAUUCCCAAAGAGUGAAGCUGAGCCCAGAACCAUGCAUACUGUUUAUCUUAUCAAAAUGGGUGGAAGUGAAGCAAUCUGAAGGAAAUUCAAGACCACAGAACUUACUGGCUGAACCACAUUGUAUUGUUCAUGCCAAGAAUAAGUGUUUGGAGAAAGACCUUGCUAUUCUGCUAAAUCAUGAUGGAGGCAGAAGAACAACAGCCAUGGAAGACAACCUUUUACUCAGAAUUACCUAAAGUGGAACUUCAUGCCCACUUGAAUGGAUCCAUUAGUUCCAAUACCAUAAAGAAGUUAAUAGCCAAGAAGCCAGGUCUUAAAAUCCACUAUCAGAUGACUAUGAUUGACAAGGGAAAGAAAAGAACUUUAGAAGAAUGUUUCCAGAUGUUUCAAAUUAUUCAUCAGCUUACUACUGGCCCUGAAGAUAUUCUAAUGGUCACGAAAGAUGUCAUUAAAGAAUUUGCAGAUGAUGGUGUCAAGUACCUGGAACUAAGGAGCACACCCAGAGAAAAUGCUACAGGAAUGACUAAAAAGACUUAUGUGGAAUCUGUACUUGAGGGUAUAAAACAGUCCAAACAAGAAAACAUAGACAUUGAUGUUAGGUAUUUGAUAUCAGUCGACAGAAGAGGUGGCCCUUCAGUAGCCAAGGAGACUGUUAAACUUGCUGAAGAGUUCUUCCUAUCUACUGAGGAUACAGUUCUUGGCCUUGACCUCAGUGGAGACCCUACUGUAGGACAAGCAAAAGACUUCUUGGAACCUCUUUUAGAAGCUAAAAAAUCAGGUCUGAAGUUGGCAUUGCAUCUUUCAGAGAUUCCAAACCAAAAAAAAGAAACACAAGUACUCCUGGACCUGCUUCCUGACCGAAUUGGGCACGGCACAUUUCUCAACUCCUUGGAGGGAGGAUCCCUGGAUCUGGUGGACUUUGUGAGGCAACACCAGAUACCGCUCGAACUCUGUUUGACCUCGAACGUCAAAAGUCAGACAGUUCCAUCUUAUAAGCAGCAUCAUUUUGGAUUCUGGUACAGCAUUCUCCAUCCUGCCGUGAUCUGUGUAAGGUGUUUUGUUGUGAGACCGAUGAUAAGGGUGUUUUUGCAACACACCUUUCUCAAGAGUACCAGCUGGCAGCUGAAACAUUUCAUUUGACCCAGUCUCAGGUGUGGGAUCUGUCUUAUGAAUCCAUCAGCUACAUCUUUGCUUCUGACAGCACCAAGUCUGAUCUGAGGAAGAAGUGGAAUCAUCUGAAGCCAAAAGUGUUCCAUUUUUAAGCUGUAAUGAGGUGAACUACUUUCGAGUAUGUAUGACAACCUAGAUCUCCCUGCUGUAUCCCACUUAGUAAGCUGUCCACUGCUCCCUCCCGUGGAAGCAUAGCAGCCAAGUGCCGUGGGCUCCAACACUAGCACCUUACUCACGGCGGAUGCCCAGUCUCUCUUAAACUGACUGGCAGGCUCUGAGGUCGUCCAUGGCUCACCUCCAUGCUGCUUACAGGAAGGGACUUGAAAGUUGCUGCUCACUGAACUCCCCAUUCCAGCAGUGAUUUUGACUUAACAGUCCUUCAUUAGUGAUCAUGAAACUUCAAGAAAAUCAAAGUAGGUUCUCAUCAGGAAAAGUUUUGGAAUUACUAGUCUAAAUAAGGUGAAGAGAGAAGGAAAAACAGAUUGUCGCCAAAACCUUUAAGCCAUCUAGCUUGUGAUGACAGCUCUGUAUUUUGUUGUGCUUACUUUAAUCGGACUCCUUUCACUUAAGUAUUCCCCAGAACUGUGGACUCCAGGGAUACCAUGCAUUUUUGUGAAUCCCAGUAGCCAGGGUUAAUCUCCUUUGGGUGGGUGACCCUAAGUGACAGAUAAAGCUAGCUCCUGAUAUCUGCCUUUGCCCUUCUCAUGAUUAAUCCUCCUGGAGUCAAGAUACAUUUUAGAUUUUGAAUCGAACAAUGGAGAGAGAAUUGAUCCAUUCUUAUGUUCAUAUCUCAUCUUCCCUCCCCUACCUGGUUACCAUAAAAAUAAUUCUCUACAGAGUUGACAAGACAGCCUCUAUACUCAGAUUACAGUAAAAGAGAAAUGGCAGUGCUCUCUCUCUCUCCCUCUGUGUAUAUAUACGAAUGUAUGUAUGUGUGUGUGUGUGUGUGUAUUAAGUUCUGUGGCAUUGGCCAUACAGAAUAAGCAAUAAAGGGAAGAAUGAUAGCAUGGGGAAAAUAAAAAGAAAUAAUAGCACUAAGGAAACAAUUGAUGAGAACAGAUAUGACUGUCCAGCUCCUAAUAUAUUCUUGCUUCCUCUGCUGCACAUGCCAUCCAGUCUGUCCCUACAAAGGCUGAACAAGUAUUAAAAGGGAGGGGUGCAUAGAUCCUCUUGCUCCCCCAUCAGUGGGCUUGGUUUCUCUUUCUUAGAAUGUUUGAAGACUAUGUAUUAUUUUUUGCUUCUUCCAUCCUCAGGAGUGGCAGAUUGGGUGGCAGAUAAUGGUUUGUGAGCUAGUUUGAGAUAAAAUUGGGUUUUCCUUGGUAAGAGUUUUGCCUUUGCCCUAUUCCUUUUUUUUUUAAACAUUUUUAUUGGAGUAUAAUUGCUUUACAAUGGUGUGUUAGUUUCUGCUGUAUAACAAAGUGAAUCAGCUAUACAUAUACAUAUAUCCCCAUAUCUCCUCCCUCUUGCGUCUCCCUCCCACCCUCCCUAUCCCACCCCUCUAGGUGGACACAAAGCACCGAGCUGAUCUCCCUGUGCUAUGCGGCUGCUUCCCACUAGCUUUCUGUUUUACAUUUGGUAGUGUAUAUAUGUCCAUGCCACUCUCUCACUUCAUCUCAGCUUACCCUUCCCCCUUCCUGUGUCCUCAAGUCCAUUCUCUACGUCUGCGUCUUUAUUCCUGUCCUGCCCCUAGG
Molecule: messenger RNA, 3560 nt
Organism: Globicephala melas (long-finned pilot whale)
Lineage: Eukaryota; Metazoa; Chordata; Mammalia; Artiodactyla; Delphinidae
Gene: MAPDA
Product: N6-Methyl-AMP deaminase
Biological process (GO): adenosine catabolic process; inosine biosynthetic process
Molecular function (GO): adenosine deaminase activity
Source: RefSeq, a predicted model, not a curated record